UGAACACAGCGUUGUGAGUGGAAAGAAACGAGCUGCAUGUGGGAGGAUGUCGGCGGCAGAAGACGUGAUGGUGAUGAUGAUGGUGAUGAUGAUGAUGAUUUCCUCCACCUUGGGGGAGGAUCCGUCCACGUAAUGCAAACACUCGCAUUCGCUUUUCCUCCUUCAGCCGCGUCGCAUCAGCAGUAAUGAAGCCGUAGCUUGGAGAUGUCCGCAGCCCGGAGUCCACAUAGAGGAAAGGAGGACAACAAACCGCUGCGAGUCGCCUUUCAUCGGACGUCUUUUUGUGCGUUUUCAGAAAGCGCGGAUUGCAACUAAUUCCUGCUGAAAGAGACAUUGUGAAAACUAGAGGAUGAACAGCAUUAAACAGGUGCCCACUCGGGUGAAAAGCAGGCGGACUGAGGCCAACCUCGGAGCGGAGAGGGAGCAUUUUGACAAGCAGCAGCUCAGCAGCAUCAGCAAAGCCAUCAAUUCCACCGAGACGCCUGUGAAGGAGAAGCAUGCACGGCGAAUCAUCCUGGGGACUCACAGGGAGAAGGGAGCCUACACCUUCUGGUCCUAUGCUCUGGGCUUCCCUCUGGCCAGCAGCUCCAUCCUCAGCUGGAAGUUCUGCCACGUACUGCACAAAGUCCUGCGAGACGGACACCGCAAUGUUCUACAAGACUGUAUGAGACAUCAUGGUUCUCUAGUUGAAGUUGGGAAGCUAUGGACCCACCUCCAUGACCGAUAUGGACAGCUAGUGGCUCUGUACACCAAGCUGCUCUGCACAAAAAUGGAGUUUCAUGCGAAGCAUUCUGAAAUCCCACCGAACCUGGAGGUCACAGACGAAGUCCUGGAGCGCACAGCUGGAACAGACAUAAAUAAUGUGUUCCAGCUCACAGUGGAGGUGUUUGAUUACAUGGACACAGAGCUGCGGCUGGCCGAGACAGUGAUCCGACAGCUCAACACAUCCAUUGCCAUCUCCACUCUCACAUCAGGCCAGUGUCGUCUGGCUCCGCUCAUCCAAGUCAUCCAGGACUGCAGUCACCUGUACCACUUCACCGUAAAGCUGCUGUUCAAGCUGCAUGCCUGUCUCCCUGCUGAUACCCUACAAGGACACCGUGAUCGUUUCCAUGAUCAGUUCCACAGCCUUAAAACCUUCUUCAAUAAAGCCAGAGACAUGCUGUACUUCAAGAGACUGAUCCAGAUCCCCAAGCUGCCUGAUGCUCCACCUAACUUCCUGCAUGCAGCCUCACUGGCCAAACAUGUGAAGCCCGUGGUGGUCAUCCCCGAUGAGGACGAACCGGAGCAACAGGACGACGACGACGAUGAACCAGAGCCGCUCAUCGAGGUCAGCGAUGUCUCCACAUCCAGCUUGCAGACGCAACCACAGCAGCUUGACAUUUUUGAUCAGGCAUUUGGACCCCCAAAUGGAGGCUUUGAUGACAGGGAUCUGCAGAUUGAGAGUCUAAAGCGAGACCUUGAGCUGUUGAGAGCGGAGCUGGAGAGAGUCAAAGCAGAGGCUCAGCGCUACAUCACACAGCUCAAAUCCCAGAUCAACAGUUUGGAGGCAGAGCUGGAAGAACAGCGUGCGCAGAAACAACGUGCCCUUGUGGAAAAUGAGCAGCUGCGCAUGGAGUUGGAGGCGACCCGCCGUCGAAACGCGGAACACGAGAGCCUACAGACCACCUUCAUUGAGGCAGAAAAAAGAUCCCAGGCCACUGAGCAGCGGUACAAUAAGCUGAAAGAGAAGCACACAGAGCUGGUGGCCAGCCAUGCUGAACUGCUGCGGAAGAGUGCAGACACUGUGAAGAUGCUGUCAGCAACCCAGCAGACCCAGGAAGAAGUAGAGAGGACCAAACAGCAGCUGUCCUUCGAGGUGGAUCGGAUAAAACAGGAAGCUGACAUGAAGUUGGAAGAGCAGAAGUUUGAAAUGGACAAGCUGAAGAGAGACCUGGAGGAGAAGCUGGCAGAAGUGAUGCGCAUCAAGGCGACUUUGCAGAGCAGCGAGAAGACUUCGGAGCAAAUGAACAGUUCAAUGACGGCUCUGCAGGCAGAGAAGGAGCGCUUGAUGCGAUCUGUGACUGAGAAGGAGGCGGAGCUGUCGUCUCUGCGGCAGGCUGCGCAGGUGCAGCAGUCGUCGCUUCAGCAGGAGCGAGAGAGGAACAGCAGGGAGCUGGGAGAGCUGCAGAGCAAACUGCAGGAGAAGACAAGUCUGGAAGACAAGAUGAAGCAGAAGCUUCUGGAGGAGCAGUUUGCUUUGCUGCAAGGAACCAUAACAGAAGCUGAGAGCAUCAUCCAAGACGCUGCUGCCAAAGUGGACGAUCCCCUUCAUAUACGCUGCACCAGCUCUCCAGAUUACCUCAUAAGUCGGGCGGAGGCCACACUGGGCUCCAUUGACAAAGUGAAAAAGGGCCAUGCCGAUUAUCUGAGUAACAUGGGGGAUGCUGGAGGGCUGCUGAGGGCUCUGACCCAGUUCUCCCACUUGGCUGCCGACACCAUCAUUAAUGGCAGCGCCACUGCACACAUGGCGCCCACUGACCACGCAGACCGACUGACGGAGAACUGCAGAAGCUGUGCCUCUCAGAUUCUGGACUACUUGAAGGACCUGAAGGCCAAGACCACCCUCCAGAGGGCAGAUCCAGCCUCCGUUCGCAUUAUUGUUCAGAAGAUCCUGCACUUGGGCCAGGAGCUGCGGCCGAAAGGCAUGGACAUUCGUCAGGAUGAGCUGGGAGAUCUGGUCGACAAGGAGAUGGCUGCAACAUCAGCAGCUAUCGAGGAGGCGGUCCGCAGGAUCGAUGAAAUGAUGAACCAGGCAAGAAAAGACACAUCAGGAAUUAAACUGGAGGUCAAUGAAAGAAUCCUCUUUAGCUGCACAGACCUGAUGAAGGCCAUCCGCAUGCUGAUCAUAGCAUCUACAGACUUGCAAAAGGAGAUUGUCGAGAGUGGGAGGGGUGCAGCCACCAUUAAGGAGUUCUAUGCCAGAAACUCUCGCUGGACUGAGGGUCUCAUCUCUGCUGCCAAAGCUGUCGGAUGGGGAGCCACGGAGAUGGUGGAGUCUGCAGAUAAGGUGGUGCUGCACACAGGAAAAUAUGAGGAGCUGAUUGUCUGUUCUCAUGAGAUCGCUGCAAGCACAGCACAGCUGGUCGCUGCCUCAAAGGUUAAGGCCGAUCGCAGCAGUAAGAAGCUGUCGGUUCUCCAGCAGGCUUCUCGCCAUGUGAAUGAAAUGGCAGCUAAUGUGGUGGCCUCAACGAAGACGGGCCAAGAGCACCUGGAGGACAAAGACACUAUGGACUUCUCUGGGAUGUCCCUCAUCAAGCUGAGAAAAGAAGAAAUGGAGUCACAGGUCAAAGUGCUUGAAUUAGAAAGCCAGUUGGAGAACGAGCGUCUGCGUUUGGGCGAGCUGAGGAAGAAACACUACGACUUGGCUGGAGUUCCUUCAGAGCAGGUUUCUGAAGGGAACGGAGAAACUUCUUUGCUGGCCCAUCCGGCCUCCAUGUCACCGAAACCCAGCAAGCCUGCUAUCAUGAAGAAACCUGCACUGGCCCAGAAGCCCAGCGUCCCACCCAAAACUAUGUUUAAAUAAAUGCCUCAACAGAAGAGAUGGGAGAGAUGAGAAUGCUUCACUACAGGAGGGCUGGAUUGAUAAAGAGAAAAAUCACCUUUUUGUGAACACACAGUUCCUUUAAGUUGCAUGCUGACAAUCUUCUGUCAUCCUGCUUCUUACGUUUCCAUUCCUUUUUUUUUUUUUUUGCCAAAAUGGACCAGAAGCCUGUUUUUACCUUUGAUGCCUACAGGGGAUAUGCCGUCUUCACCACUGUUUUUAUUUUAUUCCCAAGAUAAACAACGCAUAACCCUUUUUUAAAAUUUUAAUAGUUUGCAUCGACAAAAAAAUGGUAAAUUAUUUACUUUUAGGCUGUUUGAGUGUAUUUUUUCCGCAUUAUGACAAUUUUAAAUGAUUACACUGCUGUUCCUUUUUAGAAUGCAAACCUCAGUAAUGACUAAAAUCAACAACAUAUCUUGUAGUUAGUUCUGAUCAUGCUUUGGACAGCUUUUUGCACACUGUUUUGGGCAUUUGUUACAGAUCACAUCACAUUUUUUUCUUAAUGUACACUAAUCUAUUUAUGUUGGUGGGCAGUAAACUGGGGAAUCACAUCGUGUGAAUCCAUUGCUGCAAAAGUUUUACAUACCUCUAGUUCUGCCUUCAUGAUGGACAGUGUUCCUCUUAUGUGCAAAACUGCUUUUUCUCAACAGUACAAGAUUGUCUCAGAGGCCUUUUUAAAUGUACUGUACCAAUGCAUCCAGUAAUACCUGUAAGUACAGUCUGUAUAGGAGUCUGCAACUCACACAAAGUAUAAUUUAUAUCUACACUCUCUUGAAUGUCCCUUUACUAGAGGAGAACCUGAAUAUUAGGUUAAAGUAUAUAGAUAGAUUUAAUGCUCGCACACAAAUACUGGAUGUAGUUGUCCUUAAUUAUCAAAUGCUUCUUUUAGGCUGAAUUUGAAGAUUUAGGGUUAGUUACUGUACAAUAUAAAGGUGUUCAAGUCCUCUUUGCCUCUGGGAGCUUUUCUUACAGGGUCUUAAAAUGCAUCUUUUUACGUUCUGUCCUUUCCUCUGUACGAAAUGUCUUUAUACACUCAGAUCUAUUAAUAUAUUUUAGUAAAGAUUCAGGUGGUUUCUCCUUGUAAGAACUGUAAAUGUCAGACAAAUGAACAAUAAAUGUUUGAUUUAAUGUGG
Molecule: messenger RNA, 4713 nt
Organism: Amphiprion ocellaris (clown anemonefish)
Lineage: Eukaryota; Metazoa; Chordata; Actinopteri; Pomacentridae
Gene: hip1rb
Product: huntingtin interacting protein 1 related b
Exons: 32
Coding region: 350-3562 (1070 amino acids)
Biological process (GO): endocytosis; actin filament organization; clathrin coat assembly
Cellular component (GO): actin cortical patch; clathrin-coated vesicle
Molecular function (GO): actin filament binding; phosphatidylinositol-3,5-bisphosphate binding; clathrin-cargo adaptor activity
Source: RefSeq, a predicted model, not a curated record